This is a messenger RNA of Neurospora tetraspora, 1639 nucleotides long. RefSeq lists its product as uncharacterized. The coding region runs from base 422 to 1339 and encodes 305 amino acids. The record is from RefSeq and is a predicted model, not a curated record. The transcript is spliced from 2 exons. Lineage: Eukaryota; Fungi; Ascomycota; Sordariomycetes; Sordariales; Sordariaceae.
GAGAUCGGUGCCCUGCAAACACUUCAAGGCGUACGGGCCAGCAGCUGUAAUACCUUAGCGACAAGACAAUAGGACCCAAGCGUUUGAUCCGAUAGCCUGUGGGCGUGCGCACUUGCACGUCACUGAGGCUGGGAGAUUCAACCACCAUGAAAAACGCAGGUUCAGUUCGUGACACUCCUUCACUGAGCGUCAAAACAAGUCGGAUGACACGGGAGGAGCUCAGAAGCCACAACCCAUUCACCAACAGUAGCUCAGGUCCAAUAAAUCUCGACUCGAAAAUGGCCGACUCACUUGCUCAAAUACCGCGCCCAGCUCGCCAUAAAGCAAUUCAAAAAUUCGUUCUACCAUCAACCGUUCAACCAACUUGAACAAGACGAAGGAAGUGCCCAAGUACGAGAAAAGAAGCGGAAACAAAGAAGAAAUGGAGUUUCAGGAAGCACUCACCGGUCUAAUGACAACAUGCACUGGGUUGGUUCCAAUCCUCGUACUCGAGGUACCAUCGAACCUCUCAACCCUCGUCGAGGAUAUCCCGAGAGUGCUCAGGGAGCUCGAGAGGACACUGAGGGAUCUCCAAGAAAUACCUCGGGGGAGGAGGGAGAUGGUGGAGGUGCACCACUUGCUGGUCGUGCUGGCAUACGGCAUGUUCGAGCUCUCUCGGCUUGAUACAGCACUCCAUGCUCUUGAGUACUUUGGAGAUCGAGAGCCUUGUACGGACGACGAGAAAGACAAGAACAUGAAUGUGCUCUGGGAUGUCAAAAUGACUUUGGCAGAGUUUUGGGAGUAUGUCAAGCAUUUCAGGGCCAUUUUGACUAGCGAAUCCCAACCCGAACGAGUUUGGAACAAGAACAAGCUGGAAAGAGAGCUCCAAGCUCUUCUUCGUCGACCCAACCAUGUGUCGAGCCGUCUUAGGACCAUUGACCUUUGGAUGGAGGACGGGCAACGAUACGGCAACGGCGGUUGGAAUAGGGCUUUUACGGAUGUGAUGUUAGACCCAAGUUUAGACCCUCCGAUUGUGCCUAGCAGAGUGGCUGCCAUACGAUCUCAGUUCGACCCAGAGUCAGGCUAUCGGCCAGUGCGUAACAAUCUCAACCGUCCGCUUUCGAGAUCGUCAGAUCCGAGAUUGUCAUCUCAGACAAGAGAUACAGCACGUGUACUGCUCUCUGAUAUCUCGGGUGUUGAGGACAUCACCAUUCCCAUCUACCGGGAGGAUCUGAGUAACGAGGUCAACUACAGGUUCAGUAGCGCGCCUCGUAGAUCAAGACCAAAUUACUUGGACAUCGCGGAUGCGCCGGGGAUACGAGAGAUUGCUCAAUCAUCGCCUUGGCAACCACCGCGAUAAGAAGAAUAACGGAUCAGACAGGAGAUGGAUCCCUGGUCGUAAGGUGAAGGUAGGAGGUAGAGCGAUAUGCUGGGGUGGGACGUUUCCGACAGGCACCAAGUGCUGUGGGAAUGAGAAGGUGUGGUUCGUAAGGUCGCGGGUUGCGGAUGGAAAAAAGAUGAAGGAAUGUGGCAUGGUGGAGAAACGGGGAAAGGAUAGAAGCUUCUGGGUAGCAAUCAAGUUAUAGACCUUGGACAGUAGUCUCUUUGCCAUCUAGGACAGACGCUGAUGUCUGAUCAAGGUGAAAAAUCCGACAUGUGA